AUGGGAAUGGAAGAUUCUAUGGGCCAUGGGGAAGGGAAGGGGUUAAGCAGGGGAGGAGUAAAGGAUUCUUGGCCUAAAAAGGAAGAAAAAAAGAGGCAAGAGGUAUACUCCAAGAAAAGUAGCGAACUUUAUCAUUUUGGUGUAGCUCUCCUCUCCAAGUUCUCCAAGUUUGAAGAAAGAAAGCAUCAUCCGAGAGGGUUUAGCAAGGAAGAGGAGCCUUCUAGAGGGAUGUUUUCAAAAUCGGCAGGAUCUCGAAGGGUUUCACCACUUCGUUAUCACUAUCUCAUUCAAAACCACCCCUUUUCGUCGUCUCUCCAAUCCCUCAACAACUCACCAAAUCAACACUCGUUCACGGUGCGUUACCUCGUAAAAUCAUGUGGGUUUACUCCAGAAAAAGCUCUAUCACUGUCGGCAUCAAAGUACUGUGUGAAAUUUGAAGCUACUGGCAAGCCAGACUCAGUCCUGGCAUGCUUCAAGAAACACGGAUUCACCCAAACCCAGAUCACACGCAUCAUUGCAAAGCAACCUCGCGUGCUCUUGUGCAACCCCGAUAAAUCCAUUCUGCCCAAACUCGAAUUCUUCAUGUCUAAAGGCCUUUCAAGUGGAGAUGUUGCCAAGAUGGUAUCUGCAUCCCCACUCCUUUUGGCAAGAAGCUUGGAAAACUGGAUCAUACCGUCUUUCAAAUUUUUCAGUGGUUUGCUUCGAUCCGAGGAGACAACUGUGAGUGCUAUGAAGCUCUAUUCCGGGUUACUUUUGUUGAAGCAAACUCAUGUGACGGCCAAUAUUGAGCUACUGAGAGAAGCUGGUGUUUCGAAUUCGAAUAUCAUGUUUUUGUUGAAGAGCCAACCCAUUGGACUGACGAGGGACAUCAAAUGGAAUAGUACGGUUUUGGAUGAGGUUAAGAAAAUGGGUUUCGAUUCUUCGAAAAAGAUGUUUGUGGUGGCCGUCCAUGUGUUGAGGGCAAUGACUAAGUUGACGUGGGAAAAGAAGGUUGAGGUUUAUAAGAAAUGGGGUUGGACUGAUAAUGAUAUUAUUGGAGCUUUUAAGAUUUAUCCAAUGUGUAUGGCUGCAUCAGAGAAAAAGAUAAAUGCGGCGAUGGAUUUUUUUGUCAAUCAAAUGGGUUGGGAAUCUUCGUUCCUGGCAAGAAAGCCAAUAAUUAUUGCAAUGAGCUUGCAGAAUAGGAUUGUUCCGAGGAGUGCAGUUUAUCAAGCUUUGUUGUCGAAAGGUUUAAUUGAGACCAAAGAUAUCAGCUUGGUAACAUUGCUACAUUUUUCUGAAAUGCAGUUCCUAAAGAAGGUUUUGAGCUAUCAGAAAGAGGAAGCUCCUGAGCUAUUGAAGUUGUAUAAGGAAAAGAUGGAUCUUGCAAAGUGA
Rhododendron vialii is the source of this 1371-nucleotide messenger RNA. RefSeq names its product transcription termination factor MTERF8, chloroplastic-like. Gene Ontology annotation, molecular function: double-stranded DNA binding. The coding region runs from base 1 to 1371 and encodes 456 amino acids. The record is from RefSeq and is a predicted model, not a curated record. Lineage: Eukaryota; Viridiplantae; Streptophyta; Magnoliopsida; Ericales; Ericaceae. Gene Ontology annotation, cellular component: chloroplast. Gene Ontology annotation, biological process: chloroplast organization; regulation of DNA-templated transcription. The transcript has 4 exons.